Chrysochloris asiatica (Cape golden mole) is the source of this 1084-nucleotide messenger RNA. It is a transcript of the gene MLEC, whose product is annotated as malectin. Gene Ontology annotation, molecular function: carbohydrate binding. The transcript has 5 exons. The record is from RefSeq and is a predicted model, not a curated record. NCBI's taxonomy places the organism in Eukaryota, Metazoa, Chordata, Mammalia, Afrosoricida, Chrysochloridae. The coding region runs from base 125 to 994 and encodes 289 amino acids. Gene Ontology annotation, cellular component: membrane.
GAGCGACAUGCCCCCGGCCGCUGAGGCAGAGCUGCCCGUGGCGCUGUUUUUCUGAGUCCAGGGUGGCCUGGUGGCCGGCCGGGGACGAGGGUCGGCGGGGGCUGCCCCCGCGGUGGUGCCCGCCAUGCUGGAGACUUGGGCGGUUGAGGGAGCCGCCGUGACGCUCCUGCGACUGUUGCUGCUGCUGCUGCUGCCGGCGCUCCGGGGACCUGGGCUCGGCGUGGCCGGCGCAGUGGGGGCCGGGCUGCCGGAGAGCGUCAUUUGGGCGGUCAAUGCUGGCGGCGAAGCGCAUGUGGAUGUGCACGGGAUCCACUUCCGCAAGGACCCCUUGGAAGGCCGGGUGGGCCGAGCCUCAGACUAUGGCAUGAAACUGCCAAUCCUGCGCUCCAACCCCGAGGACCAGAUCCUGUAUCAAACCGAGAGGUACAAUGAGGAGACCUUUGGCUAUGAAGUACCCAUCAAGGAGGAGGGGGACUAUGUCCUGGUGUUGAAAUUCGCUGAGGUCUACUUUGCACAGUCUCAGCAGAAGGUGUUUGAUGUGCGCUUGAAUGGCCACGUGGUGGUGAAGGACUUGGACAUCUUUGACCGCGUUGGGCACAGCACAGCUCAUGAUGAGAUCAUCCCCAUGAGCAUCAGAAAGGGGAAGUUGAGUGUCCAGGGGGAGGUAUCCACCUUCACAGGGAAACUCUCCAUUGAGUUUGUCAAGGGGUACUAUGACAAUCCCAAAGUCUGUGCGCUCUAUAUCAUGGCUGGGACGAUAGAUGAUGUACCAAAGCUGCAGCCUCAUCCAGGAUUGGAAAAGAAAGAAGAGGAAGAAGAAGAAGAAGAAUAUGAUGAAGGGUCGAAUCUCAAAAGACAGUCCAACAAGAACCGGGUGCAGUCAGGCCCCCGCACGCCCAACCCCUAUGCCUCGGACAACAGCAGCCUCAUGUUCCCCAUCCUGGUGGCCUUUGGAGUCUUCAUUCCAACCCUCUUCUGCCUCUGCCGGCUGUGAGAACAAAUGGUCAUCCUGAACAGGGCGGAGGGGUAUGGGAAAGAAACCAAACAUGUUAGUUUGGGUUUCUGUGUUUUUCACAAUGAUUAA